AGUCAAGCCAUCCCAUGCCGACUUGGGGCCGAUGGCUUCCUUUGGCCAUCGGCUUCGGGGGUCUCCUCAGCUAUCGCCCCAGCUUCAUCGGCAUCCUGCGACCCCGCGCCCGGGCGGCCCACGCGGCUGGCGCGCUGCCAGAGACCUACGUGGAGGCGACCGGGGCGACUGAGGCGACGGAUGGCAGGGAAGGGCUCUACUUCCAGCGACACUCGCGGCUGGCGCAGCACCUCUUCGCAGAAAAUGGCCUCCGAAGUUUCGCCACCUGGCGUGACUGGUACCAGGCGCCCUGGUGGCUGCAGCAGGGCGACGUGAUGACGGUCCUGGCGGGGACGCUACGGGAGGUGCAGGCGGUGGCUUGCGAAACGCACUUCGUGGAGACCUUGGAUGGCGGCAUCUUGGCGCUGGAUGCCUUCUCCCUUCCGGGCACGGGCACGGCAGAUGAUGCGCCAGUGGCGGUGCUGAUUCCGGGGCUCGGGGGAAGUGCCAAUGGCGGCUACGUGAGGAACAUGGCGUUCUCCCUACUCCACCGCGGUUUCCACGUCCUGGGUCUCAACAUGCGCGGCGUGGGCGCAGCCAAGCUGCGCACGCCGCGCUUCGCCUCUGCGCACCGGGGGUCCACAGGAGAUCUGCGGGAGGCUGUGAGCUACAUCCGCAACACCUUGUUGCCGGGCCAAAGCCCCAGGAAGGUCUUCGCCAUGGGGUGGAGCCUUGGAGGAAACAUCGUGGUGAAUGCCUUGGCUGAGCAAGGCCCGGACCACCACGGCCCAGCGCAUCUGGACGGCGGCGUAGCGCUGUGCGCCACGCAUUGCCUGACACGCACUGCGCGGCAGUAUGACGAACAUUGGCCCAUGAGACAUCUCUACGAUCCCCACGUGCUGCGAAACUUGAAGAAGAUGCUGGAACCAGCCAUGCCGUUCUACCGCUCCGGCCCGGUCCCCUCCGCCGUGGCCGCCGACGCCGUGGCCGUGGAUCACCAGCGCAUCGCGUCGGCGACGCGCAUCCGAGAUAUCGAUGAAGCGCUGAUUCGACGGAUGUUCGGUUACAGCUCGGUGGAGGAGUACUACCAUCAGGCAAGCUGCUCCAGGCGCCUGGCAGAUGUCACUGUGCCGCUGCUGCUGAUCAGUGCGGCGGAUGAUCCCAUGACCACCAGCUGGGUACCGUUGGAGACGGUGCGAAGCAAUGAACAGGUCAUCUUGGCAUAUACCAAGCACGGUGGACACAUCGCAUGGCACGAUGAAAAGAAUGUGAGGAAGUCGCAUUGGGUGGAAGAUGGGGUUGGUUCUUUUCUGGAACGCCUCCUCACAUGGCAUGACGGCGAAGGCGAUGCCGUUGAGAGGAAGGGUGGCUUGCGCGAGAGUGCCGAGGACUUGUUGCGGAGGUUCUUGCAGCACGAGGUGCCGCAGCUGCAAAAUCGCCUGGCAGAGGCCGCCGAAGAGCGUGCGGCACUGCAACGGCGCACCUUAGAACGUGCCGCGCAGCCUGCGCCCCGCAGCGCCGGCGAGCGGACGCAGCCAAAGGAGGCGCCUCGCGCCUGUUUUCACAUCGUGAAGUCCAUCCUGGUACAAUCCAUCGAUAUUGCGGACAUGUCCACGGGGUUCAACGCCCCUGUGCCGCAAAUUUGUUUGCUUGUCAUCGUGGUGAUUUCCAUCUUGCUAUGCCAAAACUUGGCACAAGUGGAUCGCGGGCACAUUGCCAGACACGCUCUACAGCUGCAAGAACUCAUUUUCGCGCCCUCCAGCGAUGGCACGGCGCCGCCCACCGCAGCCAAUGCCGGCACCGCCGAUGUCGUGCCGGAAGUGGCAGUGGAGACGAGCUCCAGCACAAUAGCACCGCUGGUGGAAGAGAAGAAGGAGCGUGGCAAUAGCAGUGACCCGGGUGCCGUGGAGUGGUUCGACUCCAGCUACUUCGCGACGGUGCCGCGCGAGAAGACGCUGAAGUGCCCGUUGGAGGCCACAGUGAAUCAGUGGAACGGACGCCUGGGGAACCACAUCCAUCAGAUCUUGAACAUGGUGCUCUUCGCGCAUUUGUGUUCAAUUGCCGAAGUCCACUUUCCCAAACAUCAGGACAACACGCACGCCUACAGCCACCAGAUUGGUUUGCUGGACAUGCCAACCACCCUGAGCUUUCCGCCGCGAGAGCAGAUCCUCAAUCAUCCCUUGAAGUGUCCUCGUCAUUCUAGACACACACAUCCUUGGUUUGGCAACUACUGUUUCACAAAUACACCCAUGUGGGUCUAUCAUCAGCUGGCCCUGCACUUUGUUCGCCCCUACUUGGGGGACUACAUCCGGGAGUGCCUCACGAUCCCGGAGGACGCCGACGCUGAGCAGACCCUUACGGUGCACAUGCGCGCAGAUGACGUGGCAAAGUAUCCGGAGUAUUCCUGGGGCCAGCCGCCCUGCAGUAUGUAUGAGAAGAUCAUCAAGGAGAACAAGUUCUCCCGCAUAAUUUUCGUCAAAAAGGGGGAUGCGCCCUGUGCAAAACGCUUGUUGGCAGUGGCAGAGGAGGCUCAGAUCUCGGUGACGUAUCCCCCAGCCUUUGAUGAGACGAAUUUCAAGCCCUGGCACAUGCGGAUCUUCUAUCGGGAGACUCACAACUUGGCCACGGACUUCUGCACGCUCAUGCGCGCGAGGCAUUUGGUGCUGUCAUAUUCCACCUUCUCAGUGUCUGCUGCGCUGCUGAGUACAUCCAUCAAGACCAUGUACCGAAGGCGUGAGGCCCUGUGGGAAAGCUACCUGAAGUCGCCGGGGAUCAACUGCAACACCUGGCCCGGCGUGACGAUGUAUGACUACGGCAUCCAAAUGUGGGGGAUCCAUGAUGGGAUCCAUGGAAUAGCUGAUGGGAGGAUGGAUUUUCCACGGUUUUUUUGUUGGUUUUUUUUUAAAUGGGUGAAGAUCAAUGUCCACACGGUGCGGAAGAUGUUGAUUUUCGUGACCUAA
This is a messenger RNA of Cladocopium goreaui, 2939 nucleotides long. The record is from the annotation of a GenBank genome assembly. Lineage: Eukaryota; Dinophyceae; Suessiales; Symbiodiniaceae.